UGCGCCUUCGCCUUCCCCGCCCCGGGGCCGGGGCCCCCGCCGCCCCCGCUGCCCGCCUUCCCCGAGGGUCCCGGCACCGAGCCCGCCUCCUUCCCUCUGGCCUUCAGGCUGGACCCGUUCACCGACUAUGGCUCCUCGCUCACGGUCACUCUGCCGCCUGAACUGCAGGCGCACCAUCCCUUCCAGGUCAUCCUGCGCUACACCUCGACCGACGCCCCCGCCAUCUGGUGGCUGGACCCAGAGCUGACCUACGGCAAUGCCAAGCCCUUCGUCUUCACCCAGGGCCACUCCGUGUGCAACCGCUCCUUCUUCCCGUGCUUCGACACACCUGCCGUCAAGUGCACCUACUCAGCUGUGGUCAAGGCCCCAUCAGGGGUACAGGUGCUAAUGAGUGCCACCCAGAGUGUGUACCUGGAGGAGGAAGGUGUCUACCGCUUCCACAUGGAGCACCCUGUGCCCGCCUACCUCGUGGCCCUUGUGGCUGGAGACCUCAAGCCAGCAGACAUCGGACCCAGGAGCCGCGUGUGGGCAGAACCAUGUCUCCUCCCCACGGCCACCAGCAAGCUGUCAGGGGUGGUGGAGCAGUGGCUGAGUGCGGCGGAGCGGCUCUACGGGCCGUACAUGUGGGGCAGGUACGACAUCGUCUUCCUGCCACCCUCCUUCCCCAUCGUGGCCAUGGAGAACCCCUGCCUCACCUUCAUCAUCUCCUCCAUCCUGGAGAGUGACGAGUUUCUGGUCAUUGAUGUCAUCCAUGAGGUGGCCCACAGCUGGUUUGGCAAUGCCGUCACCAACGCCACGUGGGAGGAGAUGUGGCUCAGCGAGGGCCUGGCCACCUACGCACAGCGCCGCAUCACCACAGAGACCUACGGUGCCGCCUUCACCUGCCUGGAGACAGCCUUCCGCCUGGACGCCCUACACAGGCAGAUGAGGCUCCUUGGAGAGGACAGUCCAGUCAGCAAGUUGCAGGUCAAGCUGGAGCCAGGCGUGAACCCCAGCCACCUGAUGAACCUGUUCACCUAUGAGAAGGGCUACUGCUUCGUGUACUACCUGUCCCAGCUCUGUGGAGACCCCCAGCGCUUCGACGACUUUCUCCGCGCCUAUGUGGAGAAGUACAAGUUCACCAGCGUGGUGGCCCAGGACCUGCUGGACUCCUUCCUGAGCUUCUUCCCAGAGCUGAAGGAGCAGAGUGUGGACUGCCGGGCAGGGCUGGAGUUUGAGCGCUGGCUCAAUGCCACGGGCCCACCGCUGGCCGAGCCGGACCUAUCUCAGGGGUCCAGCCUGACCCGGCCUGUGGAGGCCCUGUUCCAGCUGUGGACGGCGGAGCCCCUCGAUCAGGCGGCAGCAUCAGCCAGUGCCAUCGACAUCUCCAAGUGGAGGACCUUCCAGACCGCACUCUUCCUGGACCGGCUCCUGGAUGGGUCCCCACUGCCUCAGGAGGUGGUGAUGAGCCUGUCCAAGUGCUACUCCUCCCUCCUGGACUCCAUGAAUGCCGAGAUCCGCAUCCGCUGGCUGCAGAUCGUGGUGCGCAACGACUACUACCCAGACCUCCACCGGGUGCGGCGCUUCCUGGAGAGCCAGAUGUCGCGCAUGUACACCAUCCCACUGUAUGAGGACCUCUGCACGGGUGCCCUCAAGUCCUUUGCGCUGGAGGUCUUCUAUCAGACGCAGGGCCGGCUGCACCCCAAUCUGCGCAGAACCAUCCAGCAGAUCCUGUCCCAGGGCCUGGGCCCCGGUGCCGAGGCCAGCACUGCGCCCAACGCUGAGCUGGCCAGAGCUGGGGCAGAGGCAGGGUCAGACUCGGCAGCCCUGCUGCUUGGCGACGAGGCCCCCAGUAGCACCAUCUCUCUCAGGGACGUCAACGUGUCUGCCUAGCCCUGACUUUGGGCCAACCUUAACCUCCCAGACACCAAGAUUGUGCCUUCUGUGGCCCGGGCCGCCAUGACUGCGCCUUGGCUCUGGCCACGAGCUCGGCCCGGGCCCCUGAGCCUCUCCUGUGGGCUCUCCCUUGGGCUCUCCCAGGCUGGGGGCUGGGGGAGAGGAUUCUGUCUAGUGGCAGUCCUGGGGGCCUGAGCUCAUCCUGUCCCAGCUCUCCUGCACUGUGGACCUCAGGACUGGCCUUAUACACCACGCCUCCCAUCUCAACACUGACAGCCAUGCGUGGCCCUGGACACCCGUACCUGCUGGACACCAUCCUGGGACUGCAGCUCCAGCAGCUCAUGGCAACCACCACACUGUGCCUUACGUCUGCAGACAGGCUGCACUGCCCCCGAAGCACAGCUUCCCCAGAACCCUGCACUGUUAUCCCCUGGCAUAGGGACAAGGACACGAUGUACCCUCACUGUGGGGGCAGGGGAUAGGAGAGAAGGGGCAUCACAUGGGGAGCCUUGGCCCCUCGGCACAUGGAGUCCAGGUCCCAGAGGCCUGUUCUCCCAGCUGCCUGGGGUAGCGGCACAGCCAUCCAGCUCACCCCAGGAAAGGGGUGGUGCUGAUGCUCUUGGGGCACACCUGCUGGAGGCACCAGGUAGGAAGGCUCCAGCUUGGGACUGUGCAGUGGGCACCACGUGACUGUCCCAUUAAACCUCCACUCUGCAGACUGA
Molecule: messenger RNA, 2597 nt
Organism: Ictidomys tridecemlineatus (thirteen-lined ground squirrel)
Lineage: Eukaryota; Metazoa; Chordata; Mammalia; Rodentia; Sciuridae
Gene: Rnpepl1
Product: arginyl aminopeptidase like 1
Biological process (GO): proteolysis
Molecular function (GO): metalloaminopeptidase activity; zinc ion binding
Source: RefSeq, a predicted model, not a curated record